Messenger RNA from Trichechus manatus latirostris (Florida manatee), 1832 nucleotides. RefSeq names its product GLI pathogenesis related 1 (gene GLIPR1). The coding region runs from base 125 to 766 and encodes 213 amino acids. Gene Ontology annotation, cellular component: extracellular region. Lineage: Eukaryota; Metazoa; Chordata; Mammalia; Sirenia; Trichechidae. The transcript is spliced from 5 exons. The record is from RefSeq and is a predicted model, not a curated record.
AAGUCAGCCGUGCUCCGUAUAUAACUGCGGGCUGAAACCUGUGAAGGAGGCAAGCACACUCUCCGAACCUGUGAUCGGCUCCAUCUCAGCCUGCGGGGCUUCAUGCCUGUCAGAAAGACAGACCAUGCGAGCGACACUUGCUGUGACAGCCUGGAUGGUCUCUUUAGUCUCUUGUUACUCAUAUACCUCGACUACUUUGCCAGAUAUUGAAAAUGAAGAUUUCAUCCAAGACUGUGUUCGAAUUCAUAACAAGUUCCGCUCAGAAGUAAACCCAACAGCCAGUGAUAUGCUGUACAUGACUUGGGACACAAAACUAGCCCAAAUUGCAAAAGCCUGGGCAAAAACUUGCCAGUUUAAACAUAACGAACAGCUGAAGCCACCCCACAAGCUACACCCAAACUUCACUUCGCUGGGAGAAAAUAUCUGGACCGGAUCUGUAUCCAUAUUUUCUGUGUCUUCAGCCAUCACAAACUGGUACAGUGAAAUCAAGUACUAUGACUUCAAGACUCGGAAAUGCCAGAAAGUCUGUGGCCAUUAUACUCAGGUUGUUUGGGCAAAUAGUUAUAAAGUUGGCUGUGCAGUACAAUUUUGUCCUAAAGUUUCUGGCUUUGAAACUCUUUCUGCUGGAGCACAUUUUAUAUGCAACUAUGGACCAGCAGGAAAUUACCCAACUUGGCCAUAUAAGAAAGGAGCCACUUGCAGUGCCUGCCACAAGAAUGACAUGUGUUUGGACAAACUCUGUGGUGACAUGUUUUUAUGCCCAUGAGCAAUCCUCAUGACACUCCUUUACAACCAGUGAUGAAAACUGAGAUGAGUAUUUUAAAUAAUUUAGGGGGUAAUUUAAUUGUUGCCACUGUUGUCUGUCUUCCCCCAAUGGAUCUAAAUUCCAAAUGGGCAGGAAUUAUGCUUAGCUUAUUCACCUAUGUAUCCAGAGUAUCUAGUUCAGUGCUUCAGUGGCUAGCAAAUAAGCACGUACUAUGUGAGUGCCUGUUUCCUGGAAAAAUCUGACAUUCCCUUUAAAAACCUAGGUAAUUAGUGCCACCACCACACCACCACCACAAUGACAGUAACAAGAAGGAAACUGCUGGAGCUUUAACUUUUGAUCUUUGGAUAUCUGCCUUGAGGUGGUCUCUAAUCUUUUCUGAUAACAUCCAGAAGAUUAAAGCUAUAGUCCAAUUAUAAAAAAACCUCUGGACUCUUAAGAGAGAUGAAGGGAAAACACAAGCUAACUUGCAUGGUAUUUACAAAGAUUUUCUGAAACCCAUCACUCAUUUACUUUAGAUGGCUUCUCAACAUCCUCCAGGUUGAUCCUGUCACUAAUUUCUUAGUCACAAAGCUAGAUUUAUGUAGUUUCUGUUUUACAUAAAUGUAGGCUUAUUUUAAAGCUUUCUGGUUUUUUUGCACUAAUACUGAAUAAAUGAUAGAAAUUGCAAUUUAAAAGACUUCAGAAGAGCUUCUCUUACCUUUUAUCAUGAACUCUGACAGGAUAAGGAUUAGAGGAUAAAAGCUGUUUUCUAACAGACUCCAACUCGGGCAAAUUACAGCAAUGAUUGGGGGAAAAAAUUCCUUCGUGGUUUUCUAGAUACUGUUGUUAGUUCAAUAAAUACCCAUGAAAGCCAAAUCAAGGCUGUUUCUUAAAAUGUGCCGGGCAUACCAAUGACACAUAAAAGUGAGUUUAGGUAGUACAUGGAGGUACAUUUGUUUUAGUAGUUGAGUAUCUACCAUUUUUAAGAUAUACAUACAAGAAAAAAUAUAACUAGGACAUCAGAACAAAUGGUUAAGUGCUCGGCUACUAACUGAAAGGUCUGCAAUUUGAAUCCACCCAGAGGAGC